AUGUUUUCAGCGAGUCGCGGAACGAGUGAGCAGCGUAGUGGCGCGCACAAUGAGACGCGCGUGGAAGUGACGAGCGUGACCGAGGCUCUCUUGAAGCUGUGGGGCAAGGUUGCUCCCAGCGAGACUCACAUGGACCUCGAUGGUGUCUAUCUCACCGAUGCUGCUCUCUCUCAGCUCGCCUCCUUUCGCUCUCUCACGUCGCUCAGUCCUUCUUGGUCCGACGGCUUCAAACCAGAGGGGUUAACACAGCUUUUCUCCCUCACAGGACUCACGUAUCUGGAUUUGUCGGAUACAGAUGCAACGGACGCUUCUCUUGAAGGAAUUGGCAGCCUGAAGGUUCUUAGCACACUUAAUCUUGGUAACACCGAGGUAACCGAUGCAGGAAUAGCGAAGCUGCGGGGGAUGACUGCACUCGUGACACUGGCCUUGAAUGACUGUGAGUCGGUCACCUCUGCGAGCAUGGUGCACGUGGGGCAACUGACAGCAUUGGAGUCUCUCUGGCUGUGCGACAUUGUAGUGAGGGAGGUCGGGCUGAAACACCUGACUGCUCUCACCUCCCUCAAGCACCUCAGCUUGCCUCCAGGGGUGACUGAUUCCACUUUGAAGCAUCUGAGGAACAUGCCACGCCUAGAGAAGCUGGGGCUGUGGGAUGCGAAUAUCACUGCUGAUGGUGUCAAGUGGGUCAACGUGCCGGCUCAAGAGCCUUAA
This is a messenger RNA of Closterium sp. Yama58-4, 708 nucleotides long. NCBI's taxonomy places the organism in Eukaryota, Viridiplantae, Streptophyta, Zygnematophyceae, Desmidiales, Closteriaceae. The record is from the annotation of a GenBank genome assembly.